AUGCGCCGGGAAGAAGUAGAGCUCACUCAAGCUGAUGCGCAGCUCACGUCUUCUGUACCUCAGACCUCGUCAACAACACCAAGCGAUGCAACUAGUCUCUUGAGAAUGCCCGGGACCAAAGAAGCGAAAAGGUGGGACGAGGCGCGUUUGGAGUUUGAGAAAAAGCAUGAAGCGGAGUGGAAUUUCCUGAACGAUAGGUUGAAAACACUCGCUACUAGCGAUUGGAGUUCGAAGUUCAUCACCGCUGAUCUCGAUCUACCCCAAUGUAUCCAGCAGAAUUCCACCUCAAAAGAAGUCGUACAUCGUAUGAAGCGAUGGUUACCAAGCUUAGCUUCUGUCAAAAGCGUUGUCAUGCCUAUAGCAGCUCUCGAUCCUAACAAGCUUGCACCUAUAUGUUGUGCAAUCGUAUUCAGUACCACUGAGCUUUUUGUCAACGGUCCAAAUCCGGAAUUUCGAACCAAGGCUCUAGACGCUUAUUUCGAAGCUGCCAAUACUAUCAGUGAAUGGAUUUCCUACGAGACGACAUCGAUACAAGAGCCCACAGAAGGAGUCAAGGAGCUGGGAAAAGAGCUUCCCAACGUGUACAUCAUGGCAUUACACCUCAUGCAUGAUAUCCAAUAUGCUACGUAUAAAUUCCAAGCCGACUCUAAGCUUGAACGACUCAAAGCGAAAGCUACCACGACGUUCAAAGACCACACCGUUAUAUGGGAUGAGAGGGUCAAGGACAUCAAGAGAGUUCGAGCUACCUUGUCCCGAAGAAGAAAGGCAAUCGAAGAAGAGGACGCUCUGGGGGACAAAGUGGCUAAGAUUCUCGAAUGGAUCAAGCAAAAGGAUGACCCAGAAGAAUCAUUGAGUAAGAUUGAGAAUAAGAUUACAUCUGAAAGACGAUCGAAGAACUAUGCGCAAUGUUUCCUUGACUUGGCCGAAUACAGGACCUGGUUCGAGGCCUUCCAUCAAUGGGAGGAUACGACAACACAGCCAGAGGUAGUCCCCUUACCCCGUGUUCUUUGGAUCAACGGUUCUUACGGCACGGGAAAAACAACAAUCGCUUAUCGAAUCUUGUUGACUUUACAAGCACUUGAAGUCGUACAAACUCCGGAUGAGCCGCUCCUAAUUAUCCCCUACUUCUGCUCCGCUCUAGGUUCCAAGAGACCCGACUGUGAGACUGUCAUCCGCUCACUUGUCAGGAAGCUAUCGUGGAACUCAGAUUACUCAGUUGCUGACCCCGCGCGCUCGAUCUACACUAAGUUUAGUAAAGGAUUGAAAGAGGACCCUUCGAUCGACGACUGGCAACAAGUGUUGGGCGACAUCAUUCUUGGAUAUGGUGCAACAGCGAGACUCGUGUUUCUCGUAGACGCGCUUGACGAGUUUACCGAUAUUACAGAGGGGGCACAUUUUCUCGACCGUAUGCGGAAAGUUGCAGAUAUGCAUCCCAACGUGUAUCUCAUAUUCAUGUCACAUCAUUAUGUUAGAGUGGAUCGAUAUUUUGACAGAUCGAUUCUGCUACAGUAUGAGGUUCGGCAGGGUGACACGAAAAAGGACGUGGAAGCCUUUAUCGAUACGGAAAUUGCGUUCCGGAGACAGGCGCCUGGCUCUAAAGAGUCCAUCUUCUUUACAGCAGGUCAUAAAGAGCUUGAAACCAAAAUGCGGCAGCUUUUGUUAGACCGGGCUAGGGGCAUGUUCGUCUGGAUCAAGGUUUGGCUUCAGAUCCUAUUGCCUACACAUCAUCCACAAAAGACUGUGCUCAGCGCGAAUCGUGCCCAACACCUGCUCGCUGAGUUGGAUGACUCAAAGAACGACACCCAAGACGAGCAGCUCAGAACAGCCUAUCAACGCCUCUGGACGCAAAACGAAUACGAUGACUUUGUCGAGACAAGGCGAGACCUUUUCCGCUUUGUUCUUUGUUGGCUUACGCCGUUGUCGAUCCAAGAGCUAACGAAGAUUCUGCGGGUCGGUCAUGAUCACAAGGGAUCACAUUAUGAAAGCCUAACUGAGGAGUGGGUACGCACUCUAGGAGCAGAUUUUCUUACCAUCGACACUGAAAGCAUAAUCACAUUCGCCCACGACUCCGCAAGGCACUUUGUUCUUGGUCUUGCUGAAGAUGGCCAACAAAGUCCUAAUACGGCACAGCCACUCCUGUUCCAGAGUGAAAAGAGUCAUCGUCAGGUGAUGAGGCUGUUCAACACGUUGUUUGGGUCACCUGGACAGUCAGUCCAUGAUUACGAAUUCAUUCAUUCACUUGGAGAGUAUUUCGAACGCCAUUUACCACGGCACUGCGAAUUGGCUGUACUUGAUCCCCUCGUUGUUGACAGUUCAUGGGAAACGUUGUUCGAUGGAACAAGUAGCACCUUUCAUGCAUGGCUGGUCUCUGGACAACCCUGUAAGACGCGAUUCACCAUUCCUCCUGAGAUCAUCCAAGAUGAUAGCGUCUCAUGCAAAGCAGCAUGGCUUGGCUUUCCGUGGAGUCGCGCUGUAUCUGACAAAUAUUUCGAAACUCUGGGACAAGACCGACAGUACUGGGGAGAGCAAGAACGUUAUCUAAAGCGCAGGCUUGAUGGCUCUUUAGACUUUGGCGCUUUGACAGUAGCGACCAAGAGUCAUAACAGGUACGUAGGAUUGUUCUUGCUCCUUGGCGUUCAUCACUUGCAUGGUCGGGCAAUUGUUCUGGAACUGAUUUCGUCCUUCUGCGACUUCGCUGGGUCUUCUGAGAGUGUUCAGAAGUUUUUAGGAUCUAAUAAGAAGCUAUAUUUGGGGGUAUUCUUUAGGAAACCGAUGGCCCUCAACUUCUUCCUAGAUCAUAUCACCCAACGUUGGGAGGAUGCUGAGAACGCCGCCGAGCACACCGAAAAACUAGAAACGGUACGAAAACAGGUGGGGGGUUUGCGGGAACUAAUGUUGAUUGCGAAAUAUUCUUCCAAGUCCAGUGGUACAUCAGCUUAG
Molecule: messenger RNA, 2940 nt
Organism: Alternaria postmessia
Lineage: Eukaryota; Fungi; Ascomycota; Dothideomycetes; Pleosporales; Pleosporaceae
Exons: 7
Coding region: 1-2940 (979 amino acids)
Source: RefSeq, a predicted model, not a curated record